This is a messenger RNA of Nymphaea colorata (pocket water lily), 2911 nucleotides long. RefSeq names its product putative disease resistance protein At5g47280. Gene Ontology annotation, molecular function: ADP binding. Bases 265 to 2643 code for a protein of 792 amino acids. Gene Ontology annotation, biological process: defense response to fungus. The record is from RefSeq and is a predicted model, not a curated record. Lineage: Eukaryota; Viridiplantae; Streptophyta; Magnoliopsida; Nymphaeales; Nymphaeaceae. The transcript is spliced from 6 exons.
CACUCCAGCAAGUUUCACCGAGCAGGUUCGAAACAUUAUAUUAUAUAUGAACGUUCGGAUUCGGAAACGGAAAACCUGCAAUUGCUGCUCACCAGACCUCUUUCUCUCUCUCUCUCUCUCUCUGAGCUUAAGUUCGGAUCGAGUAGCCCCACUGAGGAAGCAGAGGGCCGUUCAGGAGGAGCAGAGAAUUGUCCAAGUUCGAGGGCAAACAAAGUUGAGGUGGAGCUAGCUAUCCCUCCCGUCGGCAAUCCGGAAGCAGAGAAGAUGGCAGACGGCCUGGUUCGUUCUCUCCUUGAUAUAGGCAAGUCACUGGUUGGCAAUCGUCUUAAGUUUAUCAAUCAAUGCGAGCGGAUCAGGAAGGACUUGGAAAUGCUACAACCAAUACUAGACAGAGAGUCUGCCAAUUCGGAGCUCGAGAAUCUGCGUUCCGAGUUAGAAAAGGGGAGAGUGCUCAUAAGCAAGUGCGCCGAAGUCCCCUUCUGGAACGUCGUCAAGCAACACAUCUACGCCGGGCAGCUACAGAAGCUCGAAGAAGCGAUCCAGCGGUUUUGGAAGACUGAGCCGGUGAGAGGGGUUGGGGAACUGCGAUCGUGGAUGGAGAAGUUGAAUUCUGAGUUGAAUGCGUUGCUGGAAGAACGCGAAGUGGGGGAGCCUCUGCAUCUUCCCCCCAGCAGGGUCUUUGGUAUGGAGCAGCCCCUGAUUGAGGUGAAAGGGAAACUGAGGAGGCAUCAGGUGGUUGGCGUUUGUGGAAUGGGGGGUUCCGGAAAGACCACCUUAGUGCAGAAGCUCUGCGCGGACCCAGAAAUCAAAGCUGAAUAUGGGAAACCAAUCUUUUUAACGGUUUCUAGCUCAACUGAUCCGCGAACAAUCUGGCAAAAGCUAUUUACGAAAUUACAUAAAUUAAUUGACGAUGGUGCAAUUGCAACCGCGAGCGGAAGAAGAUCGAAGAUGCUAAUAGUGUUGGAUGAUGUUUGGUCCGUCGACAAAAGCAUCAGGACGCUGGUGGAUGAAACGAAGAAUGCAGCAGAUUCUAGAAUUCUCAUAACGUCAAGGUCCGAACUCGAUGAUAUAUGUGAUUCGACCUACCUUGUGAACUCGCUGAGCAAGGAUGACGCUAGAAAACUACUUCAGCACCACGCUAAGCUUGGAGACCGUGAAAGAUAUUCCUGGAAGCCGGAUAAGCAGCUAAUAGAUGAGAUAGUGAGAGGAUGCAAGCUUCACCCUCUAGCAUUGGAAGUUAUAGGAGGCCCUUUGAAGAAAAGAGAUGAGAGGGAGUGGCAAAAUACAGCGAAUAGACUUAAGCAGACUGGUGGAAUCAUGGAAAACGUAAUCACGGAAUGCUUCUCCACCAGCCUUACACAGUUGAUGGAGGUAGAACGCGAGUGCUUUUUGGACAUGGGUUCUUUUCCAGAAGACCAGGCGAUCCCUGCUAGCGCAAUCAUAGACAUGUGGACCGAAACACGUGACAUGGAUGAGAAUGGCGCUUAUGUGAUUCUUCGUAAACUAGGCCGAAGAAAUCUUCUCAAACUUGUUGACAGAAAAUGUGGUGAUGCUGGAGAUCCAGAUGGGAGUUUCAGUAGCCUCUCUGUAACCCAGCACGAUCUACUAAGAGAAUUUGCCAUCCACAAGAGCAAUGAGAGCCAAAUUACUAGGCUGAUCAUGGUAAAAAGAGAGGGCAAUAUCCCAGAGACUUGGACGCGGGAAAAGGAUCGAACCAGCCAUGCAAAGCUUGUCUCCAUAAACACUGGGGAUAUGAAAAGCUCGGCCUGGCCGGCUCUAAGCCUACCUAAUGCUGAAGUCCUCAUCCUCAACUUCUCAGCAACUUCCUAUUCCUUACCACCAUUCCUGCAAAGUAUGAAGAAUCUCAAAGUUCUGCUUGUUGCCAAUCAUGGUUCCAACCGCGCAGAACUAGACGGACUCUCCCUGUUAUCUUCUCUAAAUAAACUCAAGAGGGCCAUGUUUAGAAGGAUAUCACUACCUGCUGAGCCACUGCAGAUGGCUGAAGGAGGAUCCGGUUUAUGGUCCAGAAAGCGGAAGUUUGUAGAAAGUGUCAUUUCCAAAACAAUAGGUGCUUCCCCUGAGCCGCCUCAGGAUCUGCACAAGCUUUCACUGGUCCUCUGUGACGUUCGCCAUCUGCUGCACAUCCCUUCAUUGUUUCCAAGUGUCAGAGAUCUGGAAAUAGAUUACUGCAUUGACUUGUAUGAAUUGCCGGAUACCAUCUGUGGCAUUUCUAGUCUGGAGAAGUUAAGCAUAACCAAUCUCCCUGACUUGCUCAGGCUGCCAGAGAGCAUUGAUAAACUGAGCAAAUUGAAAGUCCUACGAUUGCACGCUUGCGGGACAUUGGAACGUUUACCGCAGUCGGUGAGCCAACUCUCAGAACUUAGGUUCUUGGAUAUCUCAAACUGUUAUAGUUUGGAGGCUUUUCCUGAACAAAUAGGAGAACUGAGCAGCCUGGUGAAGAUUGACAUGAGAUCCUGCUCAAGCAUCACGGACCUGCCUUCUUCUCUGGUGCAAAUGGAAUGCUUGACAAAGGUGAUUUGCAAUAAGGAUGGUGCUUCUCUGUGGAAGUCUAAUGGUUUUGCCGAAAGUAAGGUUGAUGAGCGCAAAGAGGAAGAAGUGAGCUUGGCAUUUCUCCACGGAUAGUUUGUAACUUGGAGUCGCCUUUUCUUCAUCGGUUCUUGGUCGUUGUCUGUAGGCAUUGGUUUUUUCCUUUUCUUGUUGUUUGUUUGGUGAUUUGUCAUAGAGAGAUCAUGUGAAGAUCUGCAAGGUUUGGAUAAAGGUGGAACUCCUCUUAAAUUUUAUUUCGCUUGGUGCUACAAAAACAAAAUCAAGCGUAGUGAAGACCCAAUUUCAGUGUUUUUUUAGUUGUUCUUCAAUACAAUCGAACUUUCAACCUUCGUUUGUCUUUCAA